AAAAAAGGAAAAAUCAUAAACACAGGCCAAACGGUUGUUUAUAAAAAAGCUUAUUUGUAAACUUCCCCGCAGUUUCCUCUACAAUUUCCACUCCACUCUGGUUCUCUCAAAGCACUUAAUACACACCCUCCCUUUCAAGGAAUGUAUUAGAAGGAUUCGUUUUGUGAUUGUUUGUGUUUGUGAGCGUCAUCUUUCCUGCGGUAACACAGAAAUGAGUGAAGAGGAGAAACCGUCGCCGUAUAGGCGACAUGAUAAUGAUCUGGAGGCCGGCAUUAAUGAGUUCGAGGAGGAAGAGGAUUCAGGACCUUUCGAUAUUUUGCGAACCAAGAGCGCCUCCGUUGAUCGACUCAAACGAUGGAGACAAGCGGCACUUGUGCUAAAUGCUUCUCGUAGAUUUAGGUACACAUUGGAUCUGAAAAAGGAAGAGGAAAAGAAGCAGGUUAUAACAAAAAUCAGAACACAUGCACAAGUCAUACGGGCUGCCUACCUUUUCCAAGCAGCCGGGAAGCAAGAAUUGGGCACUGCCCCGAAGUUGCCAGUAACUACAGUCCCUUCUGGUGAUCAUGGUAGUAAACCGGAGCAACUCGCGUCAAUGACAAGGAAUCAUGAUUUCUCUGCUUUGCAAAAUUAUGGCGGGGUAAAUGGACUGGCUGACACGUUGAAGACAAGUUUAGAUAAAGGUAUCAAUGGGAAUGAGGCUGAUAUUUUGGAGCGGAAGGAUGUAUAUGGAUCAAAUACGUAUCCGAGGAAAAAAGGGCGAAGCUUUUGGAGAUUUCUCUUGGAUGCAUGUCGCGAUACUACUUUAAUAAUUCUGAUGGUAGCUGCAGCUGCUUCUUUGGUCCUGGGCAUAAAGACGGAGGGUUUAUCUGAAGGUUGGUAUGAUGGUGGUAGCAUUGCCUUAGCGGUCGUAAUUGUUGUUGUUGUCACAGCUCUCAGUGACUAUAAACAGUCUCUUCAAUUUCAAAAUCUAAACGAGGAGAAGCAAAAUAUACAUUUGGAGGUUACUAGAGGUGGUAGAAGAGUAGAGAUAUCAAUAUUUGAUAUUGUUGUUGGUGAUGUUUUACCUCUAAAAAUUGGUGAUCAGGUCCCUGCUGACGGUGUUCUAAUAUCUGGGCAGUCCCUUGCAAUUGAUGAGUCCAGUAUGACUGGGGAGAGCAAGAUCGUUCAAAAGGAUCAUAAAGCACCGUUUCUUAUGUCUGGUUGUAAGGUAGCCGAUGGUUAUGGGACUAUGCUGGUUACAAGUGUUGGGAUUAAUACUGAAUGGGGAUUGCUAAUGGCUAGCAUUUCAGAAGAUAAUGGCGAAGAAACCCCAUUACAGGUCCGUUUGAAUGGAGUUGCAACAUUUAUUGGUAUAGUUGGCCUAAUGGUGGCUGUAUCUGUUCUUGUUGUUCUUCUAGCCAGAUAUUUUACCGGGCACAGCGAGGAUGAGGAAGGGAAUCAAGAGUAUUUUCCUGGCAAGACUAAAGCUAGUGAUGCUAUUGAUGGAGCAAUUAAAAUUUUCACCGUUGCAGUCACCAUUGUUGUUGUAGCUGUUCCAGAAGGGCUUCCUUUAGCUGUCACUUUAACGCUUGCCUAUUCAAUGAGAAAAAUGAUGGCUGACAAGGCCUUGGUCAGAAGGCUUUCUGCAUGUGAAACAAUGGGUUCUGCUACCACCAUUUGCAGUGACAAAACAGGAACUUUGACGCUAAAUUUGAUGACAGUUGUUGAUGCUUACAUAUGUGGGAAGAAAUUUGAUCCUUCCGAAAAUCAGUCAGUGUUACCUCCUAAAGUUGCAUCACUCCUAAUUGAAGGCAUAGCACAGAAUACAACCGGCAGUGUGUUUAAGUCCGAGGAUGGCGAGGUGGAGGUUUCUGGAUCACCAACUGAGAAAGCCAUUCUUCAGUGGGGGGUCAACCUAGGAAUGGCUUUUGAUGAUGUCAGAUCAGGUUCUUCUAUUAUUCAUGCUUUUCCAUUCAACUCAGAGAAAAAGCGCGGGGGUGUAGCGGUACAGCUGACAGAUUCUAAUGUUCAUCUGCACUGGAAAGGUGCUGCGGAGAUAGUUUUAGCCUGCUGCUCAAGCUACAUCAAUGUCGAUGAGGGCUUGGUGCCAAUUGAGGAAGAUCAGAGAAUGUUGUUUAAAAAAGCCAUCGAAGAUAUGGCUGCAGGAAGUCUGCGUUGUGUUGCCCUUGCUUACAAAAAAUGUGGCAGAGAUACUGUACCAGAUAAUGAAGAGGAGCUGGCUCAUUGGCAAUUGCCAGAGGAUGACCUCGUCUUGCUUGCUAUUGUAGGACUGAAGGAUCCUUGCCGCCCUAGUGUUAAAGUUGCUGUUCAACUUUGCAUUGAUGCUGGCGUCAAGGUGAGAAUGGUCACCGGUGACAAUCUUCAAACUGCAAGAGCAAUUGCUUUGGAAUGUGGCAUACUUCAGUCAGAUGAGGAUGCUACUGUACCUAAUAUCAUAGAGGGGAAGACAUUUCGUGAAUACUCAGAAGCUGAUAGGCUUAUAGCUGCUGAGAAGAUAUCUGUGAUGGGAAGGUCGUCCCCAAAUGAUAAACUGUUGCUUGUGCAAGCUUUGAGAAAGAAUGGACAUGUUGUUGCCGUAACUGGGGACGGCACUAAUGAUGCACCUGCUUUACAUGAGGCUGAUAUUGGUCUUGCCAUGGGAAUCCAAGGAACUGAGGUUGCAAAAGAAAGCUCCGAUAUUAUUAUAUUGGAUGACAAUUUUGCUUCAGUUGUAAAGGUUGUUCGAUGGGGCCGAUCUGUCUAUGCUAAUAUACAAAAGUUCAUACAGUUCCAGUUGACAGUAAAUGUUGCUGCUCUUGUGAUAAAUGUUGUUGCCGCCGUUUCUGAUGGAGAUGUACCACUUAAUGCUGUGCAGCUUCUAUGGGUGAAUCUUAUUAUGGAUACUCUUGGAGCACUUGCUCUGGCUACUGAACCACCAACAGACCACCUCAUGAAAAGAUCUCCUGUCGGUCGAAGAGAACCUCUAAUAACGAAUAUUAUGUGGAGAAAUUUGCUUGUCCAGGCUUUCUAUCAAGUCUGCGUCCUGCUUGUCCUUAAUUUUCAUGGCAAAAGUAUUCUGAACCUGGAGCAUGAAAAAAAGGAACAUGCUGAGAAAGUGAAAAAUACAUUGAUUUUCAAUGCUUUUGUUCUGUCUCAGAUAUUUAAUGAAUUCAAUGCACGCAAGCCUGACGAGAUGAAUGUAUUCAAAGGUGUUACCAAGAAUCGUUUAUUCAUGGGGAUUGUGGGAAUAACUCUAGUUCUUCAGGUCAUUAUCAUAAUGUUUCUCGGGAAAUUUACUACAACAGUUAGGCUUAGCUGGAAGUUGUGGCUCGUCUCUAUAAUCAUCGGCUUUAUCAGUUGGCCACUUGCUGCCAUUGGAAAGCUGAUACCAGUUCCAGAUAAACCUUUGAGUUCGUUCUUCACCAGAAAAUUGUUACGUAGAAGAACUUCAAGAGGAUCUGCAGGUUGAAAGGGUAGGAAGCUGAAAUGGACAUGCUUCUGAGUUAUUUUAUUUUUGCACAUCCACUGACCACGUAUACAGCUGUUGAUAGAAGUAGUGAUGUCAUAUACAACUUCUUAUGCUAGCAUUGUUAACUUACACGACACACGAGGGUUUUGCCAGGCAAUUGUCAAUAUCUGAAAUUAUUAGUUGCUCUUGAAUUCUUUUUUCUUUUGGGGGCAUUGGUAUUGAGCUGAAACUGGUUCCCACUGUCAGUGACUCUGUGCAAACAAUCAAGUUGAGACUGAAAGUAAUAGUAUGAGCUUCUACACCAAGUUGGGUGCAACUUAGCUGAUUA
Messenger RNA from Daucus carota subsp. sativus, 3776 nucleotides. Its product is annotated as calcium-transporting ATPase 9, plasma membrane-type. The coding region runs from base 212 to 3448 and encodes 1078 amino acids. The record is from RefSeq and is a predicted model, not a curated record. Gene Ontology annotation, cellular component: intracellular membrane-bounded organelle; plasma membrane. Gene Ontology annotation, molecular function: ATP hydrolysis activity; ATP binding; P-type calcium transporter activity. Lineage: Eukaryota; Viridiplantae; Streptophyta; Magnoliopsida; Apiales; Apiaceae. The transcript is spliced from 35 exons. Gene Ontology annotation, biological process: calcium ion transmembrane transport.